This is a messenger RNA of Ipomoea nil (Japanese morning glory), 1090 nucleotides long. RefSeq lists its product as uncharacterized. The transcript has 3 exons. The record is from RefSeq and is a predicted model, not a curated record. NCBI's taxonomy places the organism in Eukaryota, Viridiplantae, Streptophyta, Magnoliopsida, Solanales, Convolvulaceae. The coding region runs from base 79 to 981 and encodes 300 amino acids.
UCCAUGAUUAGUAAAACCGCAAUAUCCUAAACCUUCCCUUUACACCUAAUACUAAUAUUUUUUACCGCGGUCGGAAUAAUGGCCAGAGUUCCAAUAAAUCACCGGAUUCUGGCGUUCGACAACCGCGAAAUAGAAUUUUCCGGCGACGCCGCGAUAAAUCUAUCAGAUACGGUCUUCGAAUUCCUCGACGACGAAGGUCAAGGAUCGUCCCCGGAGUCCAUCAGCGACAAUAUUUGCGACGGAAGUGAAGCCGAAGACGACGAGAACGAGAAAAAAGACGGCGCCGACGACAGUGAUUUCUGGGAAACUCAGCAUCAACUGUUACAAGCCACAUUAUGCAGAACAACCUCGUUAGAGACGAAAAUCCGGAACAUUACUAAAGAAACAUUAAAAGAAGCAAAACAAGGCGGAAACAUCUGCGGUUGCCAGAAACUGCCGUUCAACGGCGGCGACUGCCGGAGCUGCCUUAUGAAGGCGGUUUGCAGCCGCCUCCAGAACGCCGGUUUCAACUCUGCAAUUUGCAAGUCUAAAUGGAGAAGCUCAGAUAUUCCAUCAGGUGAACAUACAUUCUUGGACGUGGUGGAUUACUCGACCUCAAAAAAAGGGGAGGUGAGAAUCGUGAUCGAGUUGAAUUUCAGGGCGGAGUUCGAGAUAGCAAAAGCCGGCGAGGAAUACAGUAAGCUAGUUAAGAGCCUACCGGAAGUUUUCGUCGGAAAAAUAGAAAGACUGUUAUCUGUGAUUAAGAUUUUGUGCGCCGCCGCCAAGAAAUGCAUGAAGGAGAGGAAGAUUUAUAUUGCACCGUGGAGAAAGCAGAGAUACAUGCAAGCCAAGUGGCUCAAAACUCGCGAACGUGCUACGGCGGCGCUAAUGUUGCCGGCCGGAGACUCUGGCCGGCCUCGCCGGCCGAGAGCGUCGAUGCUCACCGUUGAUAUGCUGGAAAAUUUGCCUAAUUCCCACCGCACAGCGGUCGCAGUCGUGUGAACUGUACAAAUUUUUAUUCUUAUUUUUCCGGUCUUGGGCUUGGUUGAAUAGUGCCACUUGUGAGAAUAGAGUAAAGCUAUAGCCUAUAGAUAGUACUUCUUUUUUUUUU